Messenger RNA from Naegleria lovaniensis, 1827 nucleotides. RefSeq lists its product as uncharacterized. Bases 1 to 1827 code for a protein of 608 amino acids. Gene Ontology annotation, molecular function: metal ion binding; acid phosphatase activity. The transcript is spliced from 5 exons. The record is from RefSeq and is a predicted model, not a curated record. Lineage: Eukaryota; Heterolobosea; Eutetramitea; Acrasida; Naegleriidae.
AUGGAUGUGCGAACAGAACCUCUUGUUGCAUCGUCUUCACCAUUCGAAGGAUGGGAAUCAAGGGACACCACCACAAGUGAAACCACCACCAACACUUCCGAAUGGGUUGGAAGAAAAAUUACUAGAAAAACUGUUCGCCAAAUGUUGCGAUUUAGACACUAUGAUUUUCGAAUGAAACUCUUGCAAAAGGCAGAAAUGCGUGGAUGCAAGGUACAUGUUGUCACAGAACAAUAUACAUCGAAAACGUGUGGAAAUUGUUCAGUGAUCAAGGAAGACCUUUAUGGAAGCAAAUGGUUUCAUUGCAAUCAUUGUCACUUCCACAUCCCUCGUGACGGUAAUGGAGCAAGAAAUAUUUUGAUCAAGAAUUACCAUCAUUUAUUACAUUGCCAAGUCCGAUACGGUGUUGAAGGCUUCCCUGUCCAUGCCAAGUCUCAUCAUCACAAUAAUAUUCGUAUCGCUGCUUCCUCGUCCAAUGCAAAAGUUGCUUCUGAUGAUGAUUACAAACCCAUUGAAGUACACUUGGCUUUUACUUCCGUUCCAAAUCAAAUGGUGGUCACAUUUCAUACAGUUAAUUAUGAUGAGAAGAAGUUAGGAAAGCCCAUUGUAAAGUAUAGCUCCAACGACGCAUCAUUGAAACGAGAUUUUAGAGUAGCUCAUUUGGGUGGUGUUGUAACACAAUACGGAGAAAUUUCUCAAACAGGAUUUGACAUGAGUGUGUUACUCUCAAACUUGGAUUAUUCAACUAAAUAUUAUUAUCAAUGUGGAUUCAUGAUGAACGAUAAUGUGACUUCUGAUAUUUAUUAUUUCCACACAAGAACUGAUCCACGAUUGAGUGAAAGUUUCGAGACUACUGUUGUCAUGUAUGGUGAUCAAGGAACAACCAAUAGCAAACAUGUCAUUGCUCAAGUAGGAGACUUUGUGAAGAGUUUUAAUGAUAAUGGAACCAAUCACAAGAAUUUGUUUGUGUAUCAUUUGGGUGACAUUUCGUACGCUGAUGAUUUCCCUGGAUUGAUCUAUCAAGCCAUUUGGACCAAGUACAUGAUCAUGAUGGAGAAGAUCAUGCCCUACACAUCUUAUAUGGUACUUCCUGGAAAUCACGAGAAAGGACCAAAACUCGAACCUUAUCACAAAUUUGAAUUAGGUUUCAUGGCUUACAAUCAUCGUUUCUUUAUGCCUCUUCGAAAUACCUCCCAAUAUGGUCACAAUAUGUGGUAUUCUUUUGAACAUGGACCUAUUACCUUUGUUUCAAUUUCCACUGAAACCAAUUAUCCAAAUGCAUUCUAUUCUGAAUAUGAUUUUAAGGGAGACCAAUUGGCAUGGCUUGAAAAUACUCUUGCUUCGAUUGAUCGAAAGAAGACACCUUGGGUGAUUGUAGUUGGUCAUCGACCUAUCUAUUCUUCAAAACAUGGUUAUAGUACUGCAGAUGGGCAAGUCUCUGGCCAAUCUCUUCGAAUUCAAAGUGCCUUUGAAGAUGUUAUUGUGAAAUAUCAUGUUGAUAUCAUGAUGGUUGGACAUGUUCAUUCCUAUGAAAGAACUUAUCCACUCUACAAGACACAAGUCGAAAGAAAGGAUAAUUUCCAUAAUUUAAGAUAUCCUAUUCAUAUUGUGAAUGGAGCUGGUGGUUGUAUUGAAGGUGUCACACACGAAUGGGAUAUUCAUUUUGGUCAUAAUUGGAGUGCUAAUAUUUUCUACAAGGAUGAAGGUUAUGGUAUUUUGAGAACAUCCUAUUCAAGAGAAACUCGUGUUCACUCAUUACACUUUGAUUUUCAUGCCGCCAAAACCAAUGACAUUGUUGAUUCUGUAACCAUCACUAAGGAUGCUCAAUAA